This is a messenger RNA of Babesia microti strain RI, 390 nucleotides long. RefSeq lists its product as hypothetical. The transcript has a single exon. The coding region runs from base 1 to 390 and encodes 129 amino acids. The record is from RefSeq and is a predicted model, not a curated record. Lineage: Eukaryota; Apicomplexa; Aconoidasida; Piroplasmida; Babesiidae.
AUGCCGAUUCUUUUGCAUGCAGACUUCAUCCAAGAUUACUCCAAUGACGAUAAAGAAACCACAGCACCUCCGUCUACUACCAUAAGUUAUCUAGUGAAUGCCACAGGAGAGCUGAUGGAGAAAGAUAUUAAACAGAGGUUAGCAUUGAAGGAGAGGGUUGAAAUUUUACGCGAAUUAAAGAGCGCAGUUAUUGAUGACUUUGAAAAGGAAAGAUCGAAUUUCAAAACUGAAGAGUUAAGGACACAUGUAUGUGUUGACGAAGAGUUUCCACUUAAAAAUUGUUUAAUGGACUUCAAAAGCAUCACAUCUGAGAAACAAUUCGACCACCUCAUUUCCUGCUAUCAUCACCUAGACGCUUAUGAGGCAUGUGUCAGAAGAAAUAGUGGUUAG